Pungitius pungitius (ninespine stickleback) is the source of this 2777-nucleotide messenger RNA. RefSeq names its product solute carrier family 41 member 2a (gene slc41a2a). The record is from RefSeq and is a predicted model, not a curated record. Gene Ontology annotation, cellular component: plasma membrane. NCBI's taxonomy places the organism in Eukaryota, Metazoa, Chordata, Actinopteri, Perciformes, Gasterosteidae. Bases 386 to 1912 code for a protein of 508 amino acids. The transcript is spliced from 11 exons. Gene Ontology annotation, molecular function: monoatomic cation transmembrane transporter activity. Gene Ontology annotation, biological process: monoatomic cation transport.
UGGUGUUACAGAGUGGGGUUACACGGUCCCAUGACAGGUCUCAUGAUUUUCUGAGUGGCCGCUAGCGCUCAUGGGAAAUGGAGUUUUUUUUUAGAUUGACGGACUGAUUGAUAAAUGGUUGGCUUGCUGCGUGCGUGCGUGCGUGUGUGUGUGUGUGUGUGUGUGUGUGUGCAGUCGGGAUAAUGUCACACUAAAGAGUCUGCAUGACAUUCCGAGGAUGACAGAGUCCACAAGGAAGAGUCAUGGUUGGCAGAAGAGUGAGAGAAUAGAAGCCUUCUUCUGCUAUGGUUUAACAUUAACGGCCAAUGCUUUGUGAGCAGUGUUGGUGCGACGCUGUUUCUCUGUAGCCAAAGGAGUAGGAAUAACAUUCUGCCAGCUUUUCACCAUGGUCGACACGGAGUUUGGACAAGAUGAACCCCUGUUCCCAAGUGGCUCCGUGGGCAGAAGCAUCUGCCAACAGUACGGAUCCAACCCAUCCCCGUCUCAAAGCCACAGUCCACAAGAUUUUAUUUGCAAUGGGAACAUUUCACCAGUUAACUCCAGUCUCGAUUAUGAGCCACAGGAGACAGACUUUCUGCUCCCAAAUCUACUGUACGGUAGGUCAACACUCAGCGGAUCCCCGGGACCGAAAGAGGCAGGUGGCUCCGCUGCGCCGGCUGAGUCAGUCUGUUGUAUGGUGCUUCAGAUCCUGGUGCCGUUUGUCCUGGCCGGGCUCGGGACCGUCUCUGCUGGGAUGCUGCUUGAAGUGGUUCAGAACUGGGACGUGUUCCAAGAAAUCACAGAGAUCUUCAUCCUAGUCCCUGCACUGUUAGGCAUGAAGGGGAACCUGGAAAUGACUCUGGCCUCAAGACUCUCCACUGCUGUGAAUGCAGGAAAAAUAGAAACCACGAGAGAAAAGUGGUUGCUGAUCGGUGGGAACCUGGCGCUGAAGCAGCUUCAAGCCACCGUGCUCGGCCUGUUAGCCUCGUUGAUGGCGACGUUGCUGGGCUUGAUGGCAGAAGGAAAUGUUCCUUUACACCACGUGAUGCUCCUAUGUUCAACCAGUGUUUCAACUGCCUUCAUGGCUUCACUGUUGCAAGGCAUUGUCAUGGUAGCAGUGAUCAUUGGCUCAAAGCGAAUGGGGAUCAACCCUGACAACGUGGCCACACCUAUGGCUGCCAGCUUUGGGGAUCUCAUCACUCUUGCAUUGCUGGUCUGCUUCAGCCAGUGGUUCUACUCCCUCAUGGACCUAUAUCCGCACGUGUUGUACCUGGUGGAUCUGUUGUUUUUGUGCCUGGUUCCUCUCUGGGUGGUCAUCUCCUCCAAACAUCCAGCCAGUCACAUCCUGCUCCGCACAGGCUGGGAGCCAAUCAUUACAGCCAUGGUCAUCAGCAGUAUUGGAGGACUUAUUUUGGACAAGACUGUGUCAAAUCCAAACCUCGCAGGAAUUAUAGUUUACGCUCCCGUCAUAAAUGGUAUUGGAGGAAACCUUGUCUCCAUUCAGUCUAGUCGCAUUUCUACUCAUUUGCAUUUGAAUUACUCACCUGGAGAGGUUCCUGAAGACCGUAAGGGUUGCUACAGCCCGUGCCGCACUUUCUUUGGUUCAGGAGCAAACCAUCGAUCUGCUCAAGUUCUGCUUCUGUUGGUGAUCCCUGGUCAGCUCAUCUUCUUACACGUUAUCCACCUUAUGAAAGGAGGCCAGACUUUGCCCAGUCUUCUCCUGACUGUUGCCUUCCUGUCUGCUUCCCUGAUUCAGGUUUUUUUCCUAUUGUGUGCAGCCGACUGUAUGGUCCAUUCUCUAUGGCGGAGGGGUAAAGACCCAGACAGUUACUCGAUACCCUACCUCACAGCCCUUGGAGACCUACUAGGGACUGCUCUCCUCUCUCUUGCCUUUGUCAUGCUCUGGUGCGUCGGUGACUCAGGAAGUGUGUAGGUUCAAAAAGAAGAAAAAAAAAUCUACAUAUAUUUAAAGGCUAGAUGUCUCGUCCGCGUUGCCGGCCGACGGAGUUGGAACGUCCGCACAUGGCGGCCAUCUUGGUAGGAUGAGCUCGCUCACCCAUUACAUUUCGUUGGUAGUGAUACAUUUACGUUUUAAAUAACCAUAACUUGCUCAAUUUUCAACCAAUUUUUAUCGGUUUGGUUUGUUAUGAACGUCAGAGAUGUAGUUAUUAUUAUUAUUAUUUUAAGACAUCUAGCCUUUAUGUAUGUCACAGUGUGUUGGUCCUGCUGCUGUUUUAACAGAUCCAAUUGAUGCUGGGGGAGUAAAAACAUUUGUUGCAUGUGGUCCAUUUGACCUUCCCCGCUAUAUUGAUAAGGCUCACUCUAAAAGGAAUGGCAGCACCUGAUAAAGGUAAUAAAAAUCCCCUUAUCUGUUUGAAAGUCUUCUUCUUUGUCUGACCCUUCUUUAAUCAGCAACCAGCUUGAUGAGGGUCUUCUUCCUGAAUAAAUUGUACUGUUUGUUGGUUUAAAGGAAUAAUACCUCCCCUUGGAGAAAAUUAGUGGAGGGUGUCCUUGUAAGAAAUCAAAAGUAAUGUUAAGCUUGUUUGUGAUUAAGUAUUUAUUACAGAUUAACAUAGGAAAAUCAUAAAAAUACACAUGUCUUCAAACAUGAGCUAUAAAUACAGACAGGACCAGGAUUGUUUUGUCAGAACUUGGAGGAAGUAAAAUGUUCAGGCCCCACCACACAAGAAAAUUGUACAUUUUUUGGAAAUUUUAUUGAAAGAACAUUUUGUGAAAAACUGUAAACUAAAAUUGCUCAUAUAGAAAAAAACACAAAUACAUUGUACAACCAUCCAACA